AUGGAACAGGAACAACAGGCGCAAGAAGAAGAUGCGUACGGAACUUAUACAGAGGCGGCUUGGGAGGCAAUCACGUCAGCCGAAGCAACGAUCGUCAAGAUGAGAGAGAAGGAAGUAGAAGUCGAAAAUACGCUGGAAAAUCUACAACGGACAUCCGUAAGGCGGAACCACGGAGAUGGGACCAAUGAAGUCCUAGCAGUGUCAUCGAGGGAAUCAAGACAAAGUUCACCUGCAUCGUCAAUACCAGUUCAAGUUCAAGUGUUCUUACCACGUCUACAGCUGCCUAAAUUCAGUGGAAAGCGAAAAGAAUGGGAUUCCUUUUGGGCUACAUUCAAGUCAAGCAUCGAUGAUCAGCCUCUUAGUCAAAUGAUGAAGUUCAAUUAUUUGCUACAGGCGCUAGUCGGAGAAGCCCGACAAACAGCAGCACAAUUCGAAAUGAUCGAAGAAAACUACCAGAUCGUCAUCGAUUUUUUGAAGAAGAAAUAUGGCUCGGACAGCCUCAUAAUCGAAGAACUACUAGCACACCUUGAACAAAUUCGUGCCGAGGGAGCCAGCACAAGGCAACAAGCCAAGUUUACUAGAACGGAUUACAGCAUUGUUGAUGCAGUUAUCUACAGAAGGCCAAGACAAAAUAGACUCAGAACACAAGGAACAGCUCGCCAAAGCAGCCAAAAUGUUAUUACUUCAGAAAGGGAAGAAAGACACAGCGUUCCAGAGGAAGACAGCCAAGUAUACCAUGUCAGUGGCAGGAAGACCCAAAAGACAGGUGCAUUGCUCCUCACAGGAACCACAACAGUACAAGGGCCAAGGAGUACCAAACAAGUCCGCAUAUUAAUGGACACAGGGAGCGAGCUUUCAUUUAUCGAUUCGACACUCGUCGAUGAACUGGAAUUGCCUAUCAAGGGAAAAACCACACUGAGACUAAAGACAUUUGGUACGGAAUCAGCCAAAGAGACCCAACAUCGCAUCGUACUGGUAAACCUGCUGGAUAAACAAGGACAAACGCACACAUGUGAACUGCUCGACAGCCCAAUGAUUGUUACUACAAGAAAUUGUCAUCAGCUCACUCAAGAGGACUUGACAUUUAUCAACCAACGAGGUCUUUCUCUGUCAUCAUCACCAGAAGACCAAAGUCAAACACAAAUCUUACUCGGAUGCGACCACUUAUGGGAGAUGAUGGAAGGCAAAGAAUGCAAACUACCAUCUGGAAUGCACGUGAUCGACACUAAGUUCGGACAUAUGCUCUCAGGACGUCAAACUACUCAAAAACCAGCGGAGAACUUUGAAGUGCAACAGGAGGAGGAGGAUAAGGAUAAUUGGCCAACCGAAACGAAACUCUUCCAAUACACCCCUCCGGCAAUAGAAGUCCUUCAAGAUCACAACGCCUGCACCAGAGAACACAAUCAUCGACGUGUCGCGAUUUGGUUCAACGAUAAAGUUGAGACGAACGGUAGCCAGAGUCCUCAAGUUCCUCCAAAAGGUGUCGCGUAA
This is a messenger RNA of Ostertagia ostertagi, 1491 nucleotides long. The record is from the annotation of a GenBank genome assembly. NCBI's taxonomy places the organism in Eukaryota, Metazoa, Nematoda, Chromadorea, Rhabditida, Trichostrongylidae.